CUUCCUUUCACUAAAAAGGGUCUACUUGAAUUGAAAGUAUUAAAUAGCAACAUUGCUAAAAAACCGUAGCCUACCGUAAGAAACUAUAAUUCUUUGCGAAAAGUGUGUAAUAUAUCGUCCUUAAAGUAGCGACUCUGACAACUGGACUUUGCACUUAUCUUUCCAUUUGGCACUUCUUUUUAUUUUAUCUUAUCCAUAAAAUUACAAAAUGGCAAACGCUGCUCAAAAAAAACUAGCAUUGCAAAACAAGCGAAUUCUAAUGUUCAUGCUCGUGGCCGAUGUCACUGUCAACUUCUUAUUCGUCUUGCUUCGCUUUUUUCUUCGUAGUCCUCUUUCCAAGUUCUCCAAACUCUUAUAUAUCUUUGCUGCGGGCUCCUCGGGUUUCCUACAUUACCAGCUUUACCGUGCGGCCGCUCCCAAAUACGAUUCUAAAGGCGCUCUGCUGUACGUGGGCCAGGAUCUCUUACAGCAGGGUGUUACAUCGUACAUGAUUGAUUAUAUGUACUUUUCUUGGAUUGUAAUUUUCCUUUCUGCCCUGACUUCUACCAAGUUUUUUGCCUUGUAUUUGCUAGUUCCCAUCUUUGUUGGAUAUAAAGCCUUUCCUUUGUUACGUAUGGGACUUGAGCAAUUACAAAAAUUCAGGAACCAAGGCUCUAAUGACCCUGCCUCCUCGGUACAGGAAGAGCCUACUGCUAGUAGGCCUCUUUCAAAACGUCAAGAAAAGCUCCGCAAAAAGUCGAACAAGUACCAUUCUGGUUGAUUUUCAAUGCUCUAGUUCUUUUAAGAACCUUUCUGUAAUUUACAUAGACGGUCUAGGUCAACACAUCAAAGAGAUUCUGUAAGUUACAUUUCUUACAAAGCUAAUCGAUACAAGUUUUCUCUU
Molecule: messenger RNA, 883 nt
Organism: Schizosaccharomyces cryophilus OY26
Lineage: Eukaryota; Fungi; Ascomycota; Schizosaccharomycetes; Schizosaccharomycetales; Schizosaccharomycetaceae
Product: DUF788 family protein
Exons: 2
Coding region: 209-760 (183 amino acids)
Biological process (GO): vacuolar protein processing
Cellular component (GO): intracellular membrane-bounded organelle
Source: RefSeq, a predicted model, not a curated record